Molecule: messenger RNA, 618 nt
Organism: Colletotrichum costaricense
Lineage: Eukaryota; Fungi; Ascomycota; Sordariomycetes; Glomerellales; Glomerellaceae
Exons: 2
Coding region: 1-618 (205 amino acids)
Source: RefSeq, a predicted model, not a curated record
AUGUCAGCACCAUACUACACCCCCCAACGCCCCUACUUUUCCCCCUCAAACCACCCCUCCGCAUCCUCCUCCACCUCCACAACACGCGCCGGCGGCAGCGGCGCAUCGGGGGCAACAGGAGCACCCUCCUUCACACCCGCCAUGCGCGACCGCCAAGCGCGCGGGAAAGACCCCUACUCGCCGCACGACAGCCCCUCGGACUCGGAUCUCGAGUUUGAAGGCGGGGCCGGGGGUUCGCCUUCGAGGGGCGGCGGCGGGGUGGGUAGGUUGGGACACCUCGGUCCCGGGGCGGGACAUCACGGCGGCGGUGGCGGUGGGAUGUUAGCCGGGGGAGGAGGGGGAGGUGUGGGCGAUGGUGAUUCGCAUGAGGUCAGGAGAAGGAAGCUUUGGGCUGUCGCUGUGCUUGAGGAUCCGGAGAAGUUGGCCAUGUAUGCGUGUAGUCGCGGAGACAGCAUACCCGGCACCCGCCUCCACUUCACCCGCAUGCUCUGCGGUUUUGACGAGGAGCCGAUGCACCGGCAGCAGUCGGACCACCGCAAGGCGUCGGCGUCGUCGUCUUCGGCGCGGCGGGAUCCGAGGCGGCGGAGCGCUGGAGGGGACCGGAUGGGUCGUCAUUGA